AGCCAAGUGACUCUGAAAAUUCUUCACAUUCGAUUAUAAAAGUGCACGCUUCUUGGAGGAAUUAUCUCAAAUCACAAUCGUAUUUUUGUACGCUAACAUCGUCGCAACCAGCAUACACAGUAGCAACAUGAUCACUAAGGUGGCGUUGAUCCUCUGCUUCAGCCUCUCGCUUGCCAUUGCCGGCAUCAUCGAUGGCUACGGCCAUGGCGGUCUCAGCUUGCAAGCGCCCAUUUCAAUUGCCGCCGCGCCGGCCAUCACAUACGCCGCACCGAAGAUCCUUGCCGCCGCACCAGCUAUCAGUCAACAGGUUAUACACGCACCAGCGCCAGCUCUCAUCGCCCACGCAGCACCCACUUACGUGGCACAAGCAGCGCCCACCAUCAUCAAAGCUGCACCAGCCCUUGCUGUCGCCAAGGUAAUCGAACCCGAGCCAUACGAUCCCAAUCCACAAUACAGCUUCGCUUACGGUGUAACCGAUCAUCAAACCGGCGACUCGAAAGCGGCUGAAGAGUCACUGGUCAAUGGUGUCGUGCACGGUAGCUAUUCCCUCACCGAACCAGAUGGCUCUGUGCGCAAGGUCACCUACACCGCCGACAAAAUUAACGGUUUCAAUGCUGUGGUUGAGAAGCAAGGUGGCCCCGCACCCGUUGCUGUAGUGGCCAAACCUGUUGCCGUCGCCGCUGUACCCACCAUCACUAAGGUCGCCUACGCUGCACCCGCCAUAACCAAAGUGGCGUACGCCGCACCGGCCCUUGCGUAUGGUCAUCACUAAGCGCUGCCACUGGUUAACCUCACAUACACAUCGAGGUUACUCCACGGUAUUUAAUGUAAUUGUUUCGUAUUGUUGACCGGGCUGCUGAACUAUGGACAUAUGACUUCUGAACCGAACAAAGGAACUUAUAUAACAGAUAUAAAUAUAUAUACAUACAUAUAUUAAUAACUAAACAAUUUACGUGUUAACUUAUGAAUACACUUAUAGUCUUAGCAGAGCGCUCGUCUGCAUGCGGAAACAACCAAGUCAACUAAAACUUCUUAGCUACAAUUAUAUAAAAGAAAAAAACAACAAACAAACGAACACACACUCUCGCGAUCGCGCGCAUCACUAGCGAUCAUCCACGCCCAUUGUGGGACAUCGCGCUGCGCGCCCCAACACGCGUGACUCACCACUGUGGGUCGCGCCUCAGUCCGCGCGCUAAAACAACAACAUGGCGGCGGCUGCUUUUGUCGACACAACAUGCUGAGAAUGUGUGCGGCACGCAGCAGCAUUGGCGGCAUAGUCAUGUACCAUGUAUCUAUGUCGUUGCAUGCUUCAACCAAGAGCCAUCAUUCUCAUUCAUCUCAACUAUUGUGCAUCUAAA
Molecule: messenger RNA, 1358 nt
Organism: Zeugodacus cucurbitae (melon fly)
Lineage: Eukaryota; Metazoa; Arthropoda; Insecta; Diptera; Tephritidae
Gene: Cpr64Ac
Product: cuticle protein 7
Exons: 2
Coding region: 128-772 (214 amino acids)
Cellular component (GO): extracellular matrix
Source: RefSeq, a predicted model, not a curated record